Molecule: messenger RNA, 917 nt
Organism: Hyla sarda
Lineage: Eukaryota; Metazoa; Chordata; Amphibia; Anura; Hylidae
Product: galactose-specific lectin nattectin-like
Exons: 6
Coding region: 193-753 (186 amino acids)
Source: RefSeq, a predicted model, not a curated record
GCAUUACUCUUCCUCUGCACAGGUAACCAGUUCUGUUGGCUUUAUCUGGUUUUGCACCAUUUCUUAUCAGCUUUCUUGACUAUUGCAAAUGGUCUUUCAAGUUCCUAAAAUGCACUUAUAAAAGUGAAGACCUUGAACAGCAAAACAUAACCACAGAAGACCCCCAGAAGUGUGAGAAUACACCUAGCAGACAUGCUGAGACUUCUACUGCUGCUUUUAGUGGGGACUGCCUUUGCUCAAUCUGGUGAGUUUAAGGAAAACUCAGAUCAUUUAAGUGAAGAUGCCUACAAUGAAAUGGAGAGUGAUGAAAAAGACUUGGAUCUAAGUCUAAAAAGUGACCAUAUUAAGCCAGAUUUUACUGAAAAAGCCGUGGGUGAUGUCUGUCCAAAUAAAGGAACAUGUGUCUACCAUGUUUUCUUCACCCCUACACAAUUCUUCGCUGCCCUGAGUGUCUGCCGUAAAGCAGGAGGAAACUUGAGCUCCAUUCAUAACUGGCACACAAAUUAUUUUCUGCAAAAAUUCUUGUCGAAAGGUAGUAGAAAUUCCAACUUUGUAUGGAUUGGUGUUUGGAAGUCAAAUAGAAGCUCUCGAUAUUGGAACAUUGAUGAAAGCCCACUUGAUUAUACCAAUUGGCAGUCAGGAAGACGCAUAGUCAGUGGACAGUGGUGUACUGCCAUAAAUAUACACACCGGCAAGUGGUGGUCUAUAAAUUGUAAUACUCAGCUGCCAUUUCUUUGCUCUUACGAAGACUAAACCCAGCUCAUCGCCCUUUAGUCACCUCUUUUGGACGAUUUGGAAGAUGUAUAAAUAAAUCAUUUACCAUGCACAGACGUUGCUUCGCAUCAUUAUUUCAAGUACUAUUUAGGUUCCAUCUACCUACUCUUUUGCUAUGUAGCUUAUAAUAAAAGUGUAAUCAA